AUGGAGAUAGCGGAGAAGAUUAUGGAGGGUACAGAGGGCGCUCUGGACCUUGUCACUCGGCUGUCGGAGGAUGGGGGGGAGAGGCUGGAGGAGAGGAGGGACGAAGGGGAACGGAGGGGUGAGGGAGAGAGGCGGGGAGAGGAGAAGAAAAGGCCUGGGGCCAUUGAUGGGGGCGGGGAGGAGGGUAAGGAGGGCAAGGAGAGGGAGAAUGAGGCUGGGAAGGAGGCUGCAAGUGUGGCUAAGGAGGGUGGGAAGGAGGAGAGGGAGAGGAUAGUGGUGGACGAGGGUACGUUGGUGGAGUAUGUGGGGCAGCCGGUGUUUCAGAGCGAGCGUAUGUAUGAUGAGACGCCCGUGGGUGUGGUCAUGGGGCUGGCGUGGACUGCCAUGGGGGGUUCCACGCUCUACGUUGAAGCCACAGUGAUUGAGCAGGCAGCGGAAAGAGGCAGUCUGGAGCUGACGGGCCAGCUGGGAGACGUGAUGAGGGAGAGCGCCACCAUAGCCCAUACAGUCGCGCGGCAAAUCCUCACGCGGGCCGACCCCGGCAGCGAAUUCUUCAGAAAGACGCGCAUGCACAUGCACGUGCCGGCCGGGGCCACUCCCAAGGACGGCCCAAGUGCCGGCUGCACCAUGAUCACUGCCAUGCUGUCUCUGGCACUGGGGAGACACGUGAGAGCGGACCUUGCUAUGACGGGAGAGGUUACCUUGACUGGACGGGUGCUGCCGAUUGGAGGGGUUAAGGAGAAGACCAUAGCCGCUCGCCGCAAUGGUGUGAAGCUGCUUGUGUUCCCCAAGGCCAACCGCAAGGACUAUGAGGAGCUGCCAGAGCAUGUGAGGGAGGGGCUGGAUGCCUGGUUCGUGGAGCACUACGAUGAGAUCUUUGAGCUCGCGUUUGGACGACGGGUGGAGGAAAUGGGUGCUGCAGAGGUGGUGGCUGAUGCCGUGGCUGUUGAACCGCAGAGGGAGAAGGCUGGUGCUAUCAUUGCAUCUUGA
Closterium sp. NIES-65 is the source of this 990-nucleotide messenger RNA. NCBI's taxonomy places the organism in Eukaryota, Viridiplantae, Streptophyta, Zygnematophyceae, Desmidiales, Closteriaceae. The record is from the annotation of a GenBank genome assembly.